AUGGAUGUCAGUGCAAUAACAAAUCACGAUACUGCUAAUACUGAGCCAGGGGCUGCAAAGGAAACCGAACUCAAACAAUCCCAAGACCAUGCCUUUUCCAUUAGCUCAAUGAUGAACAAUGACGAAGAAAGAACAGUUUCACCAGAUCCAAUACAGACCGAGGAAAGGGAACAAGAAAACGGGAAAGAAGAAAAUGGUAUACACCAUUCAGAUUCUCAAAAUGACCUAGUGCCAAAAGAUGUUGACGCGGGUAGUGAAAGUACGCUGUCUGAUGUUGAGUCAACAAAAGCACAAUCAGAGGAUGAAUUCACUGAUCUGGAGUUGUCAGAUGAUAAUGCAGAAGAGAUUGAAAGUAAAAGGAUUGAAGCUGAUUGUCAUUGGUCAGGAUGCCAGGAUAAGUUUCUAAAUAUAGAUGAUUUAGUGCAACACUUGAAUUCAAAACAUAUAACAAAUGUUGACUCAGUGUAUCGCUGUGAAUGGGACAAUUGCUUUAGAAAAGGUGUUACACAACCAAGCAGAUUUGCCUUGAUAUCUCAUCUAAGGACACAUACAGGCGAAAAGCCUUUUUUCUGCAUAAUACCAGAAUGUUCAAAGCAUUUUACCAGAGCUGAUGCGUUAUCGCAACAUAUUAGAACUGUGCACCAAACUUCAAAUUUAUCCGUGGAAUAUCCUUUCUGGUACAGUUAUCUGAAUGGUCUGAAAAAUGAUGAAACCUUUGCUAAAAGAUUUAGAUUAAUGCCAGAAAUGCACAGCUUGGAAAGAUAUUCAAAGUUAGAUAGCGGGGAUCAGUUUCAGAAAGAACUCGCAAAUAAGAAAAUUCAAUUUGAUAAUAUUCAUAAUAUAGAGCUAACUGAUUUGACUGAACCUACUUCCAAGAGACAAAAAACUAGUUUGAAAGAUAUAAAUGCAGGGCUCAAAGCGUCAUUUGAAAAAGAAGAUGCUGAUUUCAAACAUCAUAUAGCAGCUGCUGCAAAGGAUACAUUCAAAAGCUUGGAAGGAGUUGAGUCCCUACCUACAGAUGCUUCCAUUGAAUCAGUUCAGUCUUUGGAAGAAUUACAAGCUUUACAUGAAUCAUUGAGACGUAAAUAUGUAUGGGGUCUUGAAGUUGAAAAAUUGAUUACAAAAGAAUUAAAACAGCUUAGAACAGAAAAAACCCAAUUGUGGCUCAAGAAAGAAACAUUACUAGAUGCACAUAUAGAACUAGAGAUUUCUGAGAAUAGGGACUUGUAUAGUUUGAAGUGA
Molecule: messenger RNA, 1242 nt
Organism: Hansenula anomala
Lineage: Eukaryota; Fungi; Ascomycota; Saccharomycetes; Phaffomycetales; Wickerhamomycetaceae
Product: C2H2-type zinc finger protein
Exons: 1
Coding region: 1-1242 (413 amino acids)
Biological process (GO): regulation of transcription by RNA polymerase II
Cellular component (GO): nucleus
Molecular function (GO): DNA-binding transcription factor activity, RNA polymerase II-specific; RNA polymerase II cis-regulatory region sequence-specific DNA binding
Source: RefSeq, a predicted model, not a curated record